Aspergillus wentii DTO 134E9 is the source of this 4488-nucleotide messenger RNA. RefSeq names its product chromatin-remodeling ATPase CHD1. The coding region runs from base 1 to 4488 and encodes 1495 amino acids. Gene Ontology annotation, cellular component: nucleus; chromatin. NCBI's taxonomy places the organism in Eukaryota, Fungi, Ascomycota, Eurotiomycetes, Eurotiales, Aspergillaceae. The transcript is spliced from 2 exons. Gene Ontology annotation, molecular function: ATP hydrolysis activity; ATP binding; DNA binding. The record is from RefSeq and is a predicted model, not a curated record. Gene Ontology annotation, biological process: regulation of transcription by RNA polymerase II; nucleosome organization.
AUGGCGGUGACCAACGGCUAUUCUACAUCCCCGGUCUCCAAUACUGGGAGUGUCAGGGAUGAACCUGCAGCCAAUGACACUGGGAGCCUAUCUGAUCCCUCUGAACAGCACGUCGCUUCCGAGUCCUCCCCCGAACCGGAUGCCGCGGACGAGUCCUAUGAUGCGGGUUCCCCCGAUGGUGAAGGUGAAGAGGAAGCCUCUGCGGAGGAAAACAGCUCCAGACAGGGGAGUCCCUCGAGUGCAGAAAAUUUUUCAUCACCGGAAGCAACACGCGGGACGAAACGCAAAUCGUCGCCGAUUGACGAAACCACAUACAUGAGAAACAAUCCUGACCUCUACGGACUUCGUCGAAGCGGUCGAGCUCGUAUGACGCGUCAGGUGGCCCAAUCUGACUCUGACUCUGACUCCGAUGAUGUUGCGCCCCGCGCCAGGCGUCGACGCCCUGCAGCCUCUCGACAAUCCUCGAAACUCCCCUCCCGCUCUGCCACCCAGUCGUCGUUUUCUGAAUCGGACAGUGAUGAGUACGGUGGCAGUCGUGCUCGCACGAACAAAGCAAAACGUCGACGCCUCCUCCAGGCCUCCUCUAACGCGCCCUCUCAUGCAGAGGUCCGCUUCUCUACCAGAAACGCCUCGAGGGUCUCGAACUACAAUGAAGAUAAUGAUGACUCUAUGUUUGAGGAUGAUCCAGAGGAUAUGACAGAAAACUAUUGGGUUGAUAACACGGCUGAAGACGACCGCCCGGCCGUGGACAUCGUGUUAAAUCACCGCCUCAGAGAGGGCGUAGAUCCGAACAACCCCGACAUCGAUCGCCAUGACUUUGAGUUUUACAUCAAAUGGCAGGGCAAGUCACACUAUCAUGCGACAUGGGAGAGAGACGAUACUCUUGCAAAUUGCCGUAGCACGCGACGUCUUGACAAUUAUGUCCGCAAGACUCUUUCCGAAGAAAUUCGUUUGAAUGUCGGCGAUGACGUCCCUCCCGAGGACCGAGAAAAAUGGAAUCUCGAUCGCGAAAGAGACGUCGAUGCCAUUGAAGACUACAAACAAGUGGAACGAGUCAUUGGGAUGCGUGAAGGUGAUGAUGGAACGGAAUAUUUGGUCAAGUGGAAGCGAUUAUUCUACGACGCGUGUACAUGGGAGAACGAAGAGCUGGUCAGUGAGAUCGCUCAACGGGAAGUUGACCGAUUCUUGGACCGUUCGUCUCGUCCGCCUAUUUCAGAAAAGACCGAAUCCAACCACCUUACACGCAAACAAUUCGAGACCAUCAAGGGCACUCCGGACUUCCUGCAGAAUGGUGAAUUGAAGGAAUUCCAAGUCAAAGGCUUAAACUUCAUGGCCUUUAACUGGGUCAAAAAUCGCAAUGUGGUGCUUGCCGAUGAGAUGGGACUGGGGAAAACUGUACAGACUGUUGCUUUCAUCAACUGGCUACGUCAUGUAAGGCGUCAGCAGGGACCUUUCGUAGUUGUUGUCCCCCUCUCGACAAUGCCAUCUUGGGCCGAUACCUUCGACAACUGGACACCCGAUCUGAACUAUGUUGUUUACAAUGGUAACGAGGCUGCUCGUGCUGUUCUCCGUGAGCAUGAACUCAUGAUUGACGGCAACCCUAAGCGUCCCAAGUUUAAUGUACUACUUACAACAUAUGAAUACGUGCUGCUCGACUCAUCAUUCUUGAGCCAGUUCAAAUGGCAGUUUAUGGCCGUUGAUGAAGCACAUCGGCUGAAGAACCGCGAUUCCCAGCUUUACACAAAACUGCUGGAGUUUAGAUCCCCUGCCCGCCUUCUCAUUACUGGUACCCCAAUCCAGAACAAUCUUGCCGAGCUCUCCGCCCUGUUGGACUUCUUAAACCCUGGUCUUGUUGAUGUCGAUGUCGACAUGGACCUGAAUGCUGAAGCAGCCUCCAGUCAGCUCGCAGAGUUGACAAAGGCCAUUCAACCCUUUAUGCUGCGUCGGACGAAGUCUAAGGUUGAAUCGGAUCUCCCACCAAAGACCGAGAAGAUCAUCCGGGUUGAGCUUUCCGACGUCCAAUUGGAGUACUAUAAAAACAUUCUCACGAAGAACUACGCAGCUUUGAACGACGGUGCAAAGGGCCAGAAGCAAUCGCUUUUGAACAUCAUGAUGGAGUUGAAGAAAGCUAGCAACCACCCUUUCAUGUUUCCCAAUGCUGAAGCUAGAAUCUUAGAUGGCAGCUCCCGCAGAGAGGACGUGCUUAGAGCCAUGAUUACCAGCAGUGGCAAGAUGAUGCUCCUGGACCAACUCCUGGCGAAACUGAAGCGAGAUGGCCACCGCGUGUUGAUCUUCAGUCAAAUGGUCAAGAUGCUGGAACUUCUUGGCGACUACAUGGAAUAUCGUGGCUAUACAUAUCAGCGUCUUGAUGGUACUAUCCCUGCGGCUGCUCGUCGGCUUGCUAUCGAACAUUACAAUGCCCCUGGGAGCAGCGACUUUGCGUUUAUUCUCUCUACCAGAGCAGGUGGUCUCGGAAUCAACCUCAUGACUGCUGACACCGUCGUUCUUUUCGACUCGGAUUGGAACCCACAAGCCGAUCUUCAAGCCAUGGCCAGAGCUCAUCGUAUUGGGCAGACUCGGCCUGUCAGUGUGUACCGUCUAGUUUCGAAGGACACAGUUGAGGAGGAGGUAAUCGAGAGAGCUCGUAAUAAGCUCCUUCUUGAGUUCAUCACUAUUCAGCGUGGUGUCACGGAUAAGGAAGCAACCGAAAUCCAGAACAAGAUGGCUCGGGGUGGAAUUUCUAUGAGCGAGCCUAAUUCUACCGAUGACAUUUCUCGUAUUCUCAAACGCCGCGGUCAGAGAAUGUUUGAGCAGACCGGUAACCAAGCCAAAUUGGAGCAGCUCGACAUUGACUCCGUCCUUGCCAAUGCGGAACUUCAUCAGACAGAACAAGCAGAGGAGAUCCAGGCUGAUGGUGGUGAGGAGUUCCUCAAAGCCUUUAACUAUGUUGAUAUCAAGGUUGAUGACCUUAGCUGGGACGAUAUCAUUCCUAAAGAUCAGCUGGAAGAGAUUAAGGCCGAGGAGAAAAAGAAAGCAGAUGAAAUGUACCUGGCGGAUGUUAUCGAGCAGAACAAACCUCGCAAGCGCAAUGGACCCAUUGAUGAGCGAGACACCCGAGAAGAACGCAAAGCCAAGAGGCAAGCGAGGGCUCAGGUCACCAUGGAUGAUGGUGACGAGUCCGAUGGCGAUGUUCCAUUGGAUCCCAAGCGUCCGCUUGUUGAGAAGGAAUACCGCCAUCUGCUACGAGCAUUUUUGCGAUAUGGUGAUAUGAACGGCCGCGAAGAAGACGUCGUAAGGGAGGCUCGCUUGUUGGAUCGUGACAGGGAGACUGUAAAGGCUUCGCUGCGCGAGAUAACAGACAAGGCGGCUGCCCUCGUAAAGGAAGAUGUUGAGAAGAUGGAGGCCCUCGAGCAGGCGGGCAAAAUGCCCACCAAGAAGGAAAAGAAGGCUGUUCUUUUCGAUCUUCACGGGGUGAAGCGCCUUAACGCGUAUACUAUUGUGGAACGCCCCAAUGAAAUGCGCAUCUUGAAGGAUGCCGCUGCUGCCGUGCCAGAUUUCAGGAACUUCCGGGUCCCUGAAGCCACAAAGGCGGCUGAUUACAGCUGUCCGUGGGGUGCACGGGAGGAUGGCAUGCUCUGCAUUGGAGUUGCACGCCAUGGUUACGGGGCCUGGACGCAGAUUCGGGAUGAUUCUGACCUUGGGCUUGGGGAUAAAUUCUUCCUCGAAGAGCAUCGGGUAGAGCGAAAAACCGAACGACUCAAUAAGGAAGAUAAAACCACCAAAUCGCCUGGAGCUGUUCACCUUGUUCGUCGUGCGGACUAUCUGUUGUCUGUCCUGAGGGAUAAAGUCAGCAAUGGUACAAGCGUCCUCGCGAAGAGAGCGGUAGAAAAUCACCACCGCAACAAUCGCAAGAAUUCCCGUGGCCUUGCCAGCGCUAGUGUGUCUGCCUCUCCGGCGCCUUCAAUGUCUCGCAAAGGCCAUCGCGAAGUGGACCGGGCACGACACCGGUCUCAUGGGGUCCGUGAUAGCGUCGAACGCCAUCACACUCCCAACCACGACCGGCCGAGGUCUGUUCAUGACCAUGAUAGGCCCCGCCAUCGAAUGUCCGAUGCGUCGAGCGAAGAGGUUCGUCGCCGCAAAAACAGCGAAAAUGGUAGCUCCGGCAAAGAGGACAUGUCUCGCUUGUUCUUCAAGCCAAUCCGUGAUGAUUUGAAACGAGUGUCCUCGGUCACCAAAGAAAACUUCCCAGGCAAAGCAGCCAGAGCUUUGGAGCUGCGGGACCUGCUUCGUAAGAUUGGCGAUUUCAUACGACGCACUUUGCAGGGCGAGGGCUCCAUGCCUUCGCUUGAAGUCCGCCUAUGGCAUUAUGUCGCCGUGAACUAUUGGCCAAAUAAAGACGCCGGAGGGGCUAAACUUCAGGAAAUGUACCAAAAGCUGAGCGCUGCUCGGGAUGCCAAUGCAGCCAAGCCAGCUUCCAACGGAACAUAG